Molecule: messenger RNA, 806 nt
Organism: Diuraphis noxia (Russian wheat aphid)
Lineage: Eukaryota; Metazoa; Arthropoda; Insecta; Hemiptera; Aphididae
Biological process (GO): intra-Golgi vesicle-mediated transport; retrograde vesicle-mediated transport, Golgi to endoplasmic reticulum; endoplasmic reticulum to Golgi vesicle-mediated transport
Cellular component (GO): COPI vesicle coat
Molecular function (GO): protein binding
Source: RefSeq, a predicted model, not a curated record
UAUCUGGAUCCAAAGCUUUGUAAUAUAGAUAAUUUUAUCUAAUUAUGUAUAGAUGUACAGCAACAUUAUAUGGCCACACUGCUGAAUUGACUGCCUGUCACUACGACUUCAGUUACAGAGCAAUCGCCAGCAGUUCAUUGGAUGGUACAGCCAAGUUGUGGGAUGUGAGGAGGACAGACAGCUGUCGUCACACUAUUGCUGGUCAUACAGACGAGGUGCUAGACAUUUGUUUCGAUUCAGUUGGUCGUCGAGUGGCUACGGCGAGCAGCGAUUGUAGUGCUUGCAUCUGGGAUGUAAGCAGUGGCGACUUGAUUUCUGCAAUGAUGGAACACACAGCAGAAGUUACAAAAAUUUUUUGGGAACCUGCUGGUCAUCAUCUGCUCACUGCAUCACAAGAUCAUAGUUCUAAGUUUUGGGACACAGAAACUGGAGAAUGUUUGCAAGAUUUAAAAGGACAUACUGCUCCCGUAUUUUCGGUCUUAAUGAACUACCUAGGUGAUACAAUAUUGACGGCUUCUAAAGAUAAUACUUGUUGUGUUUGGCAACAAUUCAAUUCAAAAAAUAAUUAAUACCUAAUAUAAUUUAAUUAUAUUUUAAAUUUACUAAUUGUUAAUAGAAUAGUUAAUUAUAUCAGACUUUUUUUACAACAUUAGAAUGUAAUUAUUAUUUUAAUUUUUUUUUUUUUUUAUGAAAUAUAUUGCCAUCCUUGAAUUGAUCCAUCAAUUGUAGCUGACAACAGUGUGUUAUGUCCACACAUCGGUAACCAUAAUGUACUGCUUGUAACUAUAUUUUGACACAAAUCUUCA